Messenger RNA from Penicillium brasilianum, 962 nucleotides. The record is from the annotation of a GenBank genome assembly. Lineage: Eukaryota; Fungi; Ascomycota; Eurotiomycetes; Eurotiales; Aspergillaceae.
CGAAAGCCACAAUUCCCCUUACGAGGCUCCCACCCGUGACUCGAUGAUCCGUCGGGUUACCCCCGCAUACUCUUGAUCAAGCCAUAAGCAGUCUCACCUCUGCGCAAGACGCGCAGCACACCCCUAGGAUGCCACUUACCAGUACCUACCAGGACCAACAUUCCAUCUAGCCUAUCUCCAGCCUUUCUACUCCCAGUCUUACUACCUGCACAUAUCCAGGACAUCAUGUCGUCCUUCUUCCCAACAGCCGAGUACGCCGAGGACCAACCGCUCGCGCGCUCCAUCCUCACAACCCACGUUCUCAUCCGCGGCUUCCAACUCGGCAGUACAAUCGGCCUCUUAAACGGCGGUGCCGCCUACCUCAUCAAGCGUCGCUCUCUCACCGCGCCCAUCCUCCUUCGCUCGGCGGGUACCGGCGCCGUCAUCGGCACUGGACUCGCGGGGGUGGGACUCGUUGCGCGGAUGUGGGGUCGUGACGAGAUCGAGUGGAAAGAUCGCAGUUGGCGUCUACGAUAUAAUACGGGUCAGGUUGCUGUUGAUAACUGGGGGGAACCCGGUGCGGCGCUUGGAGCAGUCGUUGUUGCGGCGAGGGGGUGGGCUGGUCCGGCGCCUGGAAGCUGGAGGGCGGUUUUGGGGGGUGCCGGGGUUGGUUCGUUAGUUGGAAUCGUUGGGUGUAUGUGUAUGAAAAGUCUUUUGCCGGCGCAGGAUGGGAAACAUGUUGAUGGGAAAUUGUAAAGUUAGUGGGAUCUGGGGUCGAUAGCGAGUAUUCUGAUAUUAACAUCUAUCAUAUCUCCUAGGGAUGAAUACAUCCUCAUGAAAAUUGAGGCUCUUGCCAUCAUUCUUUAUGAUGUCCUUCUUGAUAUCCUUCCGCCAGUAAAUUGUAUAGCAGACCAUAAAUGAUUGUAGCUGAUCAAGGCAAGUAGAGGAACUCUGCAGAUCACUCCCAGCCAUGGCGUUCAAGC